This is a messenger RNA of Neoarthrinium moseri, 753 nucleotides long. RefSeq lists its product as uncharacterized. The record is from RefSeq and is a predicted model, not a curated record. Gene Ontology annotation, biological process: proteolysis. The transcript has 3 exons. Bases 1 to 753 code for a protein of 250 amino acids. Lineage: Eukaryota; Fungi; Ascomycota; Sordariomycetes; Amphisphaeriales; Apiosporaceae. Gene Ontology annotation, molecular function: pyroglutamyl-peptidase activity. Gene Ontology annotation, cellular component: cytosol.
AUGGGCUCGAUCGAUACAAUAAAGAACGUCAAGGAUGACCAAGAGCUGACAGUGCUGGUGACUGGCUUCGGUCCCUUCAAGGAUGGCUAUCCCGUGAAUCCGUCGUGGGAGAUCGCCUCGGCGCUGCCCGAGUACCUGCCCUGGGACAGGGUGAAGGACCCGGCGCACAAGUCGUCGUCCAAGAUGCCCCGGGUCCGGCUGCUGGUGCACCCGCAGCCCAUCCGCGUCAACUACCAGACGGUGCGCGAGCUCGUGCCCACGCUCUGGGACGACCCGGGCCGCACGAUCGACCUCGCCCUGCACAUCGGCAUGGCGGGCCCGCCGGUCAAGUACGCGAUCGAGCGCCGCGCGCACCGCGACGGCUACAAGUUCCGCGACGUCGACGGCCACCUGCUCGAGGGCGAGGGCGGCGAGGGCGUCUGGCCCGGCGCCCCCGAGGAGCUGCUGACGGAGCUGGACGUCGAGGACAUCUACGAGAGAUGGGUCCAGCGGUGCCCGGACAAGGGCGAGGACGGCCCCGAGCUGAAGAUCUCCGAGGACCCGGGCCGGUAUCUGUGCGACUUCAUCUACUUCUCCAGCCUCGAGCACCUGUGGAGGCAGCACCGGCCGCGGAAAGUCCUCUUCCUGCACGUGCCGGCGAUUGGCAACCCGGCGUUUGUAAAGAUGGGCACGGAGCUGGCGACGCAGCUGAUCAGGGCGAUUGUCGAGAGCGAGGUCGAGAAGAAAGCACCCGGUGACGAAGCGGCUGCAUGA